GCGAAGAGGAGGAGGUGGUGGAGGAGGUGGAGGAGGAGGAGGCGGCUCAGGGCAAUCGAGAAGCGAGCCGGAGCGCGGGGCGCGAGUCGAGGAGCCCAGCCGAGCCGCCGCCGCCUCCCCGCCUUCAGUGAGAGCCCCGGCCGGGGGCUCGCCACAACGCGCCCGGGCCUGCCUCGGCAUCAGGCCCCGCGGGCAGUGCCAGGCAGCCAGGGGGAGGGCAAGCAAGUGAGCGCCGGGAGGAGGCGGCCGGAGCAAGCGGGCGCCGCGCGUGUGGCGUGAGGGGAAGCCGCUGGCCGCCCCCUUGGCCGUCCCUUCGCUCCCCCUCCCCGCUCCCCGCCCCGACCGCGGAGGGCACCAUGUCUGCGCCGACGGCCAAAGCCAGUAAAAAGGAGCUCAACUCCAAUCACGACGGGGCCGACGAGACCUCAGAAAAAGAACAGCAAGAAGCAAUUGAACAUAUUGAUGAAGUACAAAAUGAAAUAGACAGACUUAAUGAACAAGCCAGUGAGGAAAUUUUGAAAGUAGAACAAAAAUAUAACAAACUCCGCCAACCAUUUUUUCAGAAGAGGUCAGAAUUGAUCGCCAAAAUCCCAAAUUUUUGGGUAACGACAUUUGUCAACCAUCCACAAGUGUCUGCACUGCUUGGGGAGGAAGACGAGGAGGCUCUGCAUUAUUUGACCAGAGUUGAAGUGACAGAAUUUGAAGACAUUAAAUCAGGUUACAGAAUAGAUUUUUAUUUUGAUGAAAAUCCUUACUUUGAAAAUAAAGUUCUCUCCAAAGAAUUUCAUCUGAAUGAGAGUGGUGACCCGUCUUCAAAGUCCACUGAAAUCAAAUGGAAAUCUGGAAAGGAUUUGACAAAGCGCUCAAGUCAAACACAGAAUAAGGCCAGCAGGAAGAGGCAGCACGAAGAGCCAGAGAGCUUCUUUACCUGGUUUACUGACCAUUCUGACGCAGGUGCUGAUGAGUUAGGAGAGGUCAUCAAAGACGAUAUUUGGCCAAAUCCCUUGCAGUACUAUUUGGUUCCUGAUAUGGAUGAUGAAGAAGGAGAGGCAGAAGAUGAUGAUGACGACGACGAGGAGGAGGAAGGGUUGGAAGAUAUUGAUGAAGAAGGAGAUGAGGAUGAAGGUGAAGAAGAUGAUGAUGAGGACGAAGGGGAGGAAGGCGAGGAGGACGAAGGCGAGGAUGACUAGCACAGAAGAUUGAUGGAUUCCAACUGUCUUUUUUAUUUUCUUUUUAUUUUUUAAUUUUCUCCAGUCCCUGGGAGCAAGUUGCAGUCCUUUCUUCCCUGUCCCUCUGUGCUCAGUCGCCCUGUUUUUGAGGUCUCGACAUCAUGGUUCUCAACUAAUUUGGGGGGAAAAUAUCUUGAGCAAAAUACAACAGGAAAAGAAUCUCCAUGUUUCUGUUCUAAAUUCAUUUUUAUCCUUUCUUGUCUCAAAUUUGUGGAUGCAGCACCACCACCGUGCUCUGAGGGAAAAAAGAACAGCCCUCCGGUUCCCUCAGCUCUGCUGGAGGCUGGAGGGUGCUAGGCCCCUGUGUAGUAGUGCAUAGAAUUCUAGCUUUUUUCUUUUCUCUGUAUAUUGGGCUCAGAGAUUACACUGUGUCUCUAUGUGAAUACGGACAGUUAGCAUUUACCAACAUGUAUCUGUCUAUGUUCUCUUGUUUAAUAAAAAGAAAAAAAAAGAAAAAAAGGGGGGGUAUAGACGGUGAGCAAGGGCGGGUUUGAGGUGUCGGGGGGUAGGUGGGCAUCUGACAACAUGGCUUCUCCUUUGGCAUGUUCAAUUGUGAUGUUUAAUAGACAUCCUUGCAAUUUAAGGUGACACUUUUAAAAUAAAAUUCUCUCCUCAUGAUGACUUGAGCCCUGACACUCAAUGGGAGAAUCAGAACCUUCGGGUUUACUUGGAGUUGACAUUUUCGGUUGUAACUUCGUUUUUUAAUUUUUUCUUUUUUUCUCUCUUUUUUUUUGUUUUUGUUUUCACUGGAAGGAAAAGGAUGCUCAUUCUAAAUGUUGAAGUGCACAAGUUGCUUUGUUACAAUAAAAUCAAUGUGUACACAAAGACCUGAUGCUUUUCUGUCAGAACAGAUGUUCAGCAGACCUUCCAAGUUUGACCUACAUAAUGACAUCAUGUCAAACUUUGUCUCCCUAACUUGGUAUUUUUUUGAUACGCACUUUGCAGGAUGACCUCAGGGCUGUGCAGGUUGAGUUAAAGGGAUUUGAAUCAUGUCUUACCUUCUCAGUACCCGAGUGUGGGCACAGCUUGCUGCCAUGGACUUGGACCCUUGAUUUUUAAUCUCAAUUUGGCAUUUUUUUUAAAUGGGCCUUUAGUUACCCGGACCUCAGGGCAGCACCUGCUCCCACUGUCACUGACAUGUUGCCCUAUGCCAUCUCCGAAGGAGAGCUGCUGGUGUGUCUUCAUUGGCAAUGUGCACUAGCCAAGAAUGUGGGCUGUCAGGAUAAGCAGUGGUCGCUAGUAUCUGCCCCAGGUAUGUAGCGGAAGCUCUCAGCUGUGACUCUGAACUGGGUGGAUGGAGAGCUGUCUGUUCGGCACCACUGCAGAGAGUAAUGUUUGGGAAGGAAGCUACCUGAUGGCGUAAGCUUUUUAAUGCUGUAAAAUAGAGCUAAAAUUCAAUGCCACUUUUUCAGAGAUGAUUAAUGGACAGCCUGGUCAAAUUCAAAGCUUUCUGAUGUAUAAAACUUUAUAAAUGGAACUAUUCCAUCAAUAGGCAAAGUGUAACCAAAAUCUGUCUAGAUGGAUAGUGUGUAAUUUCUGCACAGGACUCUGUUUAGUAAAUACAUCACUGUAUACGUCAGGAAUCUUGCUCCAAUAAAGGAACAUAAAGAUUUUUUUUUUGGA
Messenger RNA from Apodemus sylvaticus (European woodmouse), 2852 nucleotides. RefSeq names its product SET nuclear proto-oncogene (gene Set). The coding region runs from base 357 to 1190 and encodes 277 amino acids. Lineage: Eukaryota; Metazoa; Chordata; Mammalia; Rodentia; Muridae. The record is from RefSeq and is a predicted model, not a curated record. Gene Ontology annotation, cellular component: chromatin; nucleus. The transcript is spliced from 8 exons. Gene Ontology annotation, molecular function: chromatin binding; histone binding. Gene Ontology annotation, biological process: nucleosome assembly.